Messenger RNA from Desarmillaria tabescens, 1352 nucleotides. RefSeq lists its product as uncharacterized. The record is from RefSeq and is a predicted model, not a curated record. The transcript has 2 exons. The coding region runs from base 465 to 1058 and encodes 197 amino acids. Lineage: Eukaryota; Fungi; Basidiomycota; Agaricomycetes; Agaricales; Physalacriaceae.
UGACCACAAAGAACACCAGCCUUAUUCCAGAGAGAGAGGGAAAAAAAACACAUGGAGGACAUUGUCUUUCAUUGCAGGCGCAAAAGGCCGCAAAUCUACAAUUGCUCGCAAAACAGUCUUUCCAGCACAAGAAAAAUGGCCUCUUUUCGUACCUCAUAAUCGCCCACUGGAGGGAUGCUUACCGAAUCUCAGACACUUGCGUUUCACAGUUUCCAUAUCCAGAUGAUCCUUGCAACGACCAUGACUCUAUUUUCUAGGAAAGGAGGGGCCGAAAUCUACUACUUCCACUAUACUCCAGAUAGCGACGUUCCAAUAGCUGGAAUGAAGGGGAGGAGGAUCAGCCGUUUGAGAUCCCAUCAACAACCAACGACACAUGACUGUCACCCGAGCAUGGAAACGCUAGUCCGAAGUGGUUCUCUACCUUUGGCAGAAGCGCUGUCUCCAUCCUGUCUCGAUUGUGCGCUAUGUCGCCUCUCCUGCAAAAACAUCAGCCAACCUGCCUUGCCUAUUUCCUCUGCUCCUUCGCUUGUACCUUACAUAACUCCCAACUGAUAGUCAAGGCGCUGAACUGGUACUCCUACCAGGUGGCUCGAGAAACUAAGGACGAACUUCCAUCGCAUCUAUAUGACUUACGACAGCAGGUGUUACGCCAACAGAACUAUCAUUGCCCUAUAACAGGCAUGAUAGAAUCUGGGUACCCUAAGCUCUCCUCGGAGAUGACGAGCCUGCUUGCGGUCUUUCACAUCCUCCACAGACCCGUCCUAGAAGGCAACACCUCCCAACCCAACACACAGAUCGAUUUCUUCGGAUCCACCACUCGAGAAAUGAUACAGAACUAUAUCAAUCCCAAGUUGGACUGGGACAGAGUUCCAUAUGACGAACCCAGGAAUACUAUCGUCCUUGAACUCAACAUGUACACAAACCUCAGCCAUUUCUUGAUGUCGCUCAAGGCAACGGCAGUGAGUGAACCAUUGUCUCACAAUUACUUAUCUACACUGUGCAUAGAACCCCAACGAAUAUGCCGUCGAGAUGUACGGAGUACGUGUAUGGCCCAAUAAAUGAAUUCAUCACCUUCAAGGAGGGUACACUGCCCGACCCGCGAUACCUCCAUGCGUGGCAGACGUACUCCAACAAAGCGGCACAGGAAACGUCAUUGACAGGAUCCUCGAAUGUCUGCCCCGGAUACAGUAUAGUAGAUCUCCAGGGUGUCUUGGACUGAGGUACUACUCGCUAGUCACAGCCUUGCGAUUACCCGAGCUUGAUGAUGGAACCAUCGUUUAGUACUUAUUCUAUGCGAGCGCAUAGCUGGUGGAUGUUACGGAUUUAACAGCUUUCGGCCAUACACUUGGAAG